AUGAUUUCCCCCUUAAAGAGACAACAAAAACAAUCCAAAUUUGCCUCCACAAAACAGCCCAAUUUACAACAAAAUCAGCCCUUUGUAGGGGACAUUCCAGCCAUUCAAAUAACACAAAUGACGUUGGAUGAAGAAGAAAAUUUGAGUUUGAAAGAAGAAAAACAAACAAAAUUGUUACUAGAAUUAACAGAAAAUUCAGAAAAAUCAACAAAAACAACAAACACAACAAUUAAUAGUUGUAGACAACAAGUAUUUGAUAAUAGCCUCCUCAGUGCUAAUAAAUAUCAGGACCGUUCUGCUUUAAAUAGGCAGUCUACUGGGACUUUAAAUAGGCUAAUGUUGGUAGCGCAAGCGUUGGAAACUGAAGUGGAUUGGAGGCGUCGCAAUGAUGUUAGUACUUCCCGUGUUGUUUUUACACUGAGGAUGGCUAAUAUUAUACUCCUCGUUCUAGUCAAUCUACUAAUAUUCUCAGGUGUAGGAGUAUACCAUGACAGGAAUGGAAUUAAAAUAACUUUGUUUCUUACACUGGAUAAAUGGAAUUAUCAACCAAUUUAUUCUAUGGAUGAACUGCCUAUGACAUUUUCUGAAAUGAAUUUAACGGGCCAAUUUUUCGCAGCUUUCUUAUCCAUAGCAAUGCUAUUGGUUACAGUAAUGCUUCAAACAGUUCAUUGUUUUCAUGUUAAACACUCAAAAAUGAUUGUGAGUUUAAUACGUUAUAAAUUUCCUUCUAGUAGCAGACAUGGUUGUUCGCCGAGGGGGGAGGAAGAGGGCCACUGGGAAAGCGAGCAGCGACACAUGGGGGGGGAUGGAGACAGAGAAAAUUUUCUUUCGUCACGGGAGGGGAACGGGGAAGUAGUAAACUUAUAGCAGCAACGGAUUUGCUCAUUGAUACGGAUACAGAUAAUAUAAAAAUGAACGCGGAUAUCCAGCUAAAUCCGUCUUAAGUAUCCGGAUACGGAUGCCAAAAUCAGUAUUCGUGAGCAGGUCUUGUAGUAGACAUAUCCGCGGACAUCUCUCUUUAUUGUCUUCCGUUAUUCGGUUUACUCCUCGGGGUAUUCCCCGGGUCCCCAGGUUCUGAUCCUCGGGUUUAUAUUGGCUUCUGAUCCUUUAUUGUCUC
Meloidogyne enterolobii is the source of this 1117-nucleotide messenger RNA. The record is from the annotation of a GenBank genome assembly. Lineage: Eukaryota; Metazoa; Nematoda; Chromadorea; Rhabditida; Meloidogynidae.